AUGAUAGACGAUUCUCUUAAUUUUGUUAAAUUUACGACCGGCCGCCAUUUGGUUAGUUCUUUCCCUUUGGGUGCUGAGCAAUUGGCACGGGAACUUAAAGCUGUCGAGAAGGAAUUAGUUAAAACAAUUAGAUGCAAUAUUGGAGGACGACGCAAAACUUUUAAAGAAAACUAUCAUUUUUAUCAAAUUUAUAUUAAAUUGGGACAUAUAAAUUUGUUAGCUGAGGAUUUUGCUAGAGGCGUAUAAA
Messenger RNA from Meloidogyne enterolobii, 247 nucleotides. NCBI's taxonomy places the organism in Eukaryota, Metazoa, Nematoda, Chromadorea, Rhabditida, Meloidogynidae. The record is from the annotation of a GenBank genome assembly.